GUUUACAACUCCACAUUUGAAUUUAGACCAAAGGAAAGUCUCCUAGCGCGAAAUGAACACAUUUCUUUCCCGUUUGAACACAAUUUUUGCGUUUACUUUGACAGUACUCGCUGCCCUAACAUUCCUAUGUUUUCUAUCGACGCUUUUUAAAACUCAUCAAGCACCUCUUCGUCUUCAAACAAAGAAAGUUUUGGUGAAAAAUGUUCAAGAUUUUAGCGUCUCCAAGGACAAGAAUGAUUUGGGAUUCAUCACUUUCGAUCUUGAGGGAGAUAUGAAAGGAAUUUUUAACUGGAAUGUUAAGCAACUAUUUUUGUAUCUAACAGCUGAAUACUCAACAAAGAACAAUAAAGUUAACCAGGUAGUAAUCUGGGACAAAAUCAUCCUACGAGGGGACAAUGCACUACUCAACUACCAUGGCAUGAAUACCAAGUACUACUUCUUUGAUGAUGGGCUUGGACUCAAAGGUAACAAAAAUGUCAGCCUCUAUUUAUCAUGGAAUGUAAUUCCCAAUGCUGGCAUCCUUCCACUGAUAACCCAAGAGAACAAGUUCUAUUUUGACUUCCCUGAUGAUUAUACUGUUAACAGAGCUGGUUUUGAUCAUUAAAAAACUAUUUAAUAUGUUUUACAGUGAAAGUAUCAUGAGUAUAGAAGUCCAUAUUGUGUGCAAAAUAAACUUUUCAUAGUUUCUGAAGCAUAAUGUGUAGUUCCAGAAAAUAUCCAUACCUCCCCCACAGAAGGG
This is a messenger RNA of Orbicella faveolata, 739 nucleotides long. Its product is annotated as signal peptidase complex subunit 3-like. Gene Ontology annotation, biological process: protein targeting to ER. Gene Ontology annotation, cellular component: membrane; signal peptidase complex. Lineage: Eukaryota; Metazoa; Cnidaria; Anthozoa; Scleractinia; Merulinidae. The record is from RefSeq and is a predicted model, not a curated record.